This is a messenger RNA of Gossypium raimondii (Peruvian cotton), 1945 nucleotides long. Its product is annotated as zinc finger protein BALDIBIS. The record is from RefSeq and is a predicted model, not a curated record. Bases 362 to 1882 code for a protein of 506 amino acids. Lineage: Eukaryota; Viridiplantae; Streptophyta; Magnoliopsida; Malvales; Malvaceae. Gene Ontology annotation, molecular function: DNA-binding transcription factor activity. The transcript has 3 exons. Gene Ontology annotation, cellular component: nucleus.
AGAUAAGGUGAGAGAAAGGGAUGGAGAGGAGGAAAAUAUUCUCUCCAGCUAGCUUUCUUUUUGGAGUUUUCUUCUGGGUUUUAACCCAAUUUCUAAACAUGCUCUUGUAUCCUUGCCUUUGAGUUCAAAAAAUCAAGCUUUCUCUUGUUUUUAAGAUUUUAAAAAACACAAGAAACAAGAAAACAGAAUUGUUGGGUUGUGCUUACUUUGUAGUAAAGCCUUUUGGCUUUUUUAGUAUUAUCUUCAGUUUUUGAAGUACUACAAACAAAGCUGCUUCAGCUUGCGGUGUUUUGGUUUUUAUUUUGUUUAGCCACUUUUGGAUAGAUUUGCAGUGCUUCAUCGCUUCAUCAAAUCACCAAAAAUGAUGUCUCACGAUGGGAUUUCCAAUUCAAUUCCUUCCACCAUCAGAGGGUUGACUCAACAACCAAAUCCAAACCCUAACCCUACUCUUAGUGUGAAUCCCUCCAAGAAGAAAAGAAAUUUGCCAGGCACACCAGAUCCAGAUGCAGAAGUUAUAGCUUUAUCUCCAAAGUCUCUAAUGGCGACCAACAGAUUCCUCUGUGAAAUCUGCAACAAGGGUUUCCAAAGGGACCAGAACUUACAGCUCCACAGGAGAGGUCAUAAUCUGCCAUGGAAGCUCAAGCAAAGAACAAACAAAGAGGUUAGAAAGAAAGUUUACAUCUGCCCUGAAAAGACCUGCGUCCACCAUGACCCAUCGAGAGCACUAGGUGACCUCACCGGCAUAAAGAAACACUUUAGCCGUAAACAUGGUGAAAAGAAAUGGAAGUGCGAGAAAUGUUCAAAGAAGUAUGCAGUUCAGUCUGAUUGGAAAGCUCAUAGUAAGAUUUGUGGCACUAGGGAGUAUAGAUGUGACUGUGGAACCCUCUUUUCCAGGAAGGAUAGUUUCAUCACUCAUAGAGCUUUCUGUGACGCUUUAGCUGAAGAAAGUGGAAGGUUCACUUCGGUUUCAACGACGACUAUGAAUCCGUCAGCUUUUACAAAUGAUUUGACACACAUUGGAGGGGCCGAUAACUACGAAACAGGCUUUAGGCCAGAGUUUGCUGCUGGUUCAGAGCUAGUCGACAGUGGUUUGCAAAAGCCAAGGCUACAAUUAUGGCUCGACCAAGCUAAUUCUCAGCUUAACCCAAUUGGUAUCCAAAGCAAUGCUAAUGCUUUCUUAGCACCAAAAUCUACAAGCUUGCCUGAAUUGGGAAUAGCUGCUGCACCAAUGAACAUGUUCGGUUCACUAUCACAAUCACAACAAUGGCUCAGCCAGUACCCACAGGCAUCAUUUCCAGGUGCCAACCUCUCUAUGUCAUCAGUAUUGCAAAGAGGACCAAAACAAGAAGAGAACAAGGGAGAUUUGUCUGAAUCGAUAACAUCUUUGUAUUCGAACAAUACCCGGAAUAGUCUCCGACAAAACCACACUCACAUGUCAGCCACUGCUCUCCUGCAAAAAGCAGCCCAAACGGGAUCUACAAGAAGCAACCCUGCAAUCACUAACAGUGGAUUAUUUGGGUUAAUGAGCUCACCCGCUUCAACAAUUCCGAGCCCCAUCAAUGACCACAACAAAAAUGAAACGUAUUACAAGCUGUUUAAGCAAGCAAAUCAAUCUGAGAACAUAAACGAGGUAGUGAGUUCAUUGCCUUCAACGCAAGCAGCCAUCAUCAAAGAUGGGUCAUUUGUCAAUAACGCCUCCAUGAAGGCAAAUGAAAGACAAGGCGGCCAAGCGGUUGCAUCAAAGCUGAACACAAAUGCGAAUGAAGUGGAAGCAAGCUUAACCAGGGACUUCCUUGGUGUGGGAAGUGAAUCAAGCAGACCCUUCUUCCAGCAAGAGUUUGCCAAGUUUGCUUCAAUGGGCUCAGUUCAGCCAUGGAGUUGAUUCCAGUUAAGACUAGUUUGAGACAGAAGAGGUAGGUCAAAGGUGCUUAAUGGAGGUGCAUGC